AUGCACAGACUCAGAUUAUUUAGGGGGUGUAUUAACAGAAAAGUUGGUAUACCAACAAAAUGUUGUAACCCGAAGAUUCAUUUCCGUUGUAUUAGUAGUAAUGAAAAUCUAAAUCUAAAAAAAAAUGCAAAUACGUCGAACAGAAGCGGUGAAGGAGUAGGUAAGAGUAAUGAAGUUAACAAAGGUAGUGGGGGUAAAGGAAGUACGAAAAUAGGAAAGAUAUCACAAGUAAUAGGAGCUGUUGUGGAUGUCGAAUUUGAAGACACGCCGCCAUCUAUUUUAAAUGCACUAGAAGUUGAAAUAGAUAAUAAGAAAUUAAUUUUAGAAGUAGCGCAGCAUUUAGGUAAUAAGGUAGUUAGAACAAUAGCUAUGGAUGCAACGGAUGGUUUGGUAAGAGGACAACAAGUGUCUGAUAGUGGAAAACCUAUUAGUGUGCCUGUAGGUAAAGAAACGUUAGGCAGAAUUAUGAAUGUUAUAGGAGAACCUAUUGAUGAGUGUGGAGAUAUUAAAUAUAAAAAGAUGUUACCUAUACAUAGAGAUCCACCAUUAUUUACAGAUCAGAGUACAGAACCUGCACUGUUAAUAACUGGAAUUAAAGUUGUUGAUUUAAUAGCUCCAUAUGCUAAAGGAGGAAAAAUUGGUUUAUUUGGAGGUGCAGGAGUAGGUAAGACUGUAUUAAUUAUGGAGUUAAUCAAUAACGUUGCAAAGAAACAUGGUGGAUAUUCCGUUUUUGCAGGAGUUGGUGAAAGAACAAGAGAAGGAAAUGAUUUAUACCACGAAAUGAUAACAACUGGUGUUAUUAAAAAAAAAAAAAUUGGAAAUAAUAAUGAAUAUGAUUUUAAUGGUUCUAAAGCUGCAUUAGUAUAUGGACAAAUGAAUGAACCACCUGGUGCUCGUGCAAGAGUAGCAUUAACAGGAUUAACUGUUGCUGAAUAUUUCAGAGAUGAAGAAAAUCAAGAUGUAUUAUUAUUUGUAGAUAAUAUAUAUAGAUUUACACAAGCAGGUUCAGAAGUUUCUGCUUUAUUAGGGCGCAUACCAUCAGCUGUAGGUUAUCAACCGACAUUAUCAACUGAUUUAGGUGCAUUACAAGAAAGAAUUACAACAACAAAAAAUGGUUCUAUUACAUCUGUUCAAGCAGUUUAUGUACCUGCUGAUGAUCUAACUGAUCCUGCUCCUGCAACCACUUUUUCACAUCUAGAUGCAACAACUGUUUUAUCAAGAUCUAUAGCGGAAUUAGGUAUAUAUCCAGCUGUCGAUCCAUUAGAUUCAACUUCACGUAUGUUGACACCAGAUAUUGUUGGAGCUGAACAGUAUGAAGUGGCAAGAAAUGUACAACAAAUAUUACAAGAUUAUAAAUCUCUUCAAGAUAUUAUUGCUAUUUUAGGUAUUGAUGAAUUAUCGGAACAGGAUAAAUUGACCGUUGCCAGGGCAAGAAAGGUACAGAGAUUCUUAUCUCAACCAUUUGCUGUUGCAGAAGUUUUUACUGGAAAACCAGGUAGAUUUGUUGAACUUGAAGAUACAAUAAAAGGAUUUUCAGAGCUCCUCAAAGGGGAUUGUGAUGACUUACCUGAAAUGGCAUUUUACAUGGUUGGUGGAAUGGACGAGGUUAAGUCCAAGGCCGUCGAGAUGGCCAAGCAGAUAUCCUAG
Molecule: messenger RNA, 1647 nt
Organism: Plasmodium malariae
Lineage: Eukaryota; Apicomplexa; Aconoidasida; Haemosporida; Plasmodiidae
Product: ATP synthase subunit beta, mitochondrial, putative
Exons: 1
Coding region: 1-1647 (548 amino acids)
Biological process (GO): proton motive force-driven mitochondrial ATP synthesis; proton transmembrane transport
Molecular function (GO): ATP hydrolysis activity; proton-transporting ATP synthase activity, rotational mechanism; ATP binding
Source: RefSeq, a predicted model, not a curated record